AUGACCCGGGCCACCACCCCUGAAGAGGCACAGCCCGAGAAGGGCACCAAGAAGCGUGCCGCCGUCGUCGGCUUGGGCAUGGUUGGCAUUGCCUUUGUCGAGAAGCUGCUCAAGUACGACCUGGAGGGCGGCCGGGACGAGUGGGAGGUCGUCGUCUUUGGCGAGGAGCCCCAUAUCGCGUACAAUCGUGUGGGCCUUACCCAGUACUUUACCAACCGCUCCAUCGAAGCACUGUACCUCAACCCCCUCGAGUGGUACUCGUCCCACGCCAAGGGCAAGCUCACCUACCACACCUCUGAUGCUGUCACUGCCAUCAACGCCGAGGCAAAGACCCUGACGACACAAAAGGGGAUCGAGUUUGCUUACGAUGAGUGCAUUCUCGCCACAGGCUCUGAUGCGGCACUGCCCCCUUACAUCACCCGUGAAAGGUUCUUCAAGACCAAGGGUGCCUUCGUCUACAGAACUAUCAAGGAUCUGAACGACGUGAUCGGCUAUGCCGUGGAUGCACCCAAGACACUCGGACGUCCGAUUCGCAGGGCGGCCGUCAUUGGCGGCGGCCUUUUGGGCCUUGAGGCAGCCAAGGCCCUCUUGGACUUGGAAGAAGUCGAGCAGGUGGUCCUGGUGGAACGCAACCAAUGGGUUCUGAGCCGCCAGCUUGAUCGCGAAGGCGGCACACUGGUCCUCGAAAAAGUCAGGGCCCUCGGUGUCGAGGUGCUUCUGCAAGCUCGCGUGCGCAGCUUGCUGUGCGAUGCCGAGGAGCGCGUCACCGGUCUCAUGCUUGAGGGCAAGGACGGCAACCCAGACGAGCCCUAUGAUAUCGACAUGGUCACUUUUGCCGUCGGCAUUAACCCGCGAGACGAUCUUUCCAAGUCAACCCCGCUUACUGUGGCGGCAAGGGGCGGCGGCUUCGUUGUCGACACCAAGCUCCGCACAAACCUGGACAACAUCUACGCCAUCGGCGAGUGUGCCAACUUCCUAGGCCAGACCUUUGGCUUGAUUGCGCCCGGCAUCGAAAUGGCCGAUGUCUUGGCUUUCAAUCUGACAGAGGGCCCGCACCACCAGCUGCGAGACUUGAAAGAGCCCGACGUGAGCACAAAGCUGAAGCUCAUGGGCGUCGACGUUGCCUCUUUUGGUGACUUCUUCGCCGACCAGGGCAAAAUCAGCAAGCCUCUGCCCGGUGGUACAACAAGAGGCCGUAAAGGCGACACAAAGCUCUCUCCUGAACAGAUCAGGAAAAAGGUCAAAUCCCUGAUCUAUCGAGACCCGUUCUCCGACGUAUACAAGAAAUACAUCUUCACUGCUGACGGCAAGCACAUCCUCGGCGGCAUGAUGGUCGGGGACGUCAAGGACUUUGUCAAGCUGGUUGCUCUGUGUAACAAGGGCACGAGCAUUGAUAAGGCACCGGCCGAGUUCAUCAUCGGCGCCAAGAAGGAGGGCGAGGAAGAAGGCGACGACCUGCCCGACGAUGCCCAGAUUUGCAGCUGCCACAAUGUCACCAAGGGUGCUGUGGUCAAGUGUGUCAAGUCCGGGGGCAUCCACUCGUUUGGCGAGAUGAAGUCGACGACCAAGUGCGGCACCGGCUGCGGAGGCUGUAUCCCUCUGGCCACAAGCAUCUUCAACCGCGCGCUCAAGGACGCCGGCGUCGAGGUGUCCAACCACAUCUGCAAAGACUUUGCCCAUUCGCGCCAGGACCUGUACCAGAUCGUCAAGUUCAAGAAACUCAAAGACUUCACCAGCAUCAUGCGCGCCGCGGGCAAGAAGCCCGACAGCCUAGGCUGCGAGAUCUGCCGGCCUGCCGUCGGCUCCAUCCUCAGUUCUCUCUACAAUCAGUGGAUCAUGGAGCCAUCGCUGCGACAGACACAAGACACCAACGACAGGUAUCUCGCCAACAUGCAGCGUGACGGAACCUACUCUGUGGUACCCCGCUUAGCAGGCGGCGAAGUAACUCCCCAGGGACUCAAGGUCCUGGGAGAGGUUGCUACCGAGUAUGGGCUAUACACCAAGAUCACCGGCGGCCAGCGCAUUGACCUGUUUGGCGCCAAGAAGCAAGACCUCCCGCAGAUCUGGGAGAAGCUGGUGGCUGCCGGGUUCGAGAGCGGACACGCUUACGGCAAGGCGCUCCGGACCGUCAAGUCGUGCGUGGGCAGCACGUGGUGUCGCUACGGCCUGGGUGACUCUGUCGGGCUGGCGGUCGAGCUCGAGCAGCGCUACAAGGGACUACGUGCACCACACAAGUUCAAGGGUGGCGUGUCUGGCUGUGUGCGCGAGUGCGCCGAGGCCCAGAGCAAAGACUUUGGGCUGAUUGCCACGCCCAAGGGGUGGAACGUCUUUGUUGGGGGCAACGGUGGCGCAAAGCCACGGCACGCAGAGCUGAUUGUCGAGGACGUGACCAAGCGCGAGGCCAUCAGAGUCCUCGACCGCUUCCUCAUCUUCUACAUCCGCUCCGCUGACAAGCUGGAGCGUACGGCACGGUGGAUUGAGAGAUACCCGGGUGGUCUCAAGGCCAUCAAGGAUGUCGUCGUCAACGAUUCUCUCGGCAUCUGCGAGGAGCUGGAGAAUGAGAUGGAGACGCUUGUCGGUACCUACCACUGCGAAUGGACCAACGUCGUCAACAGCAAGGAGCGCAGAAAGGCGUUCAGGCAGUUUGCCAAUACAGACGAGACACAGAACGUCUCGGAGCUCCUCAGCGAGCGGCUGCAGAACCGUCCCGCCGACUGGCCUGUGGACAACUCGCCUUUGCACAUGAACGUGCGAGACGUGGCCCAAGACGCGCCCUGGGAGUGGCGCUCUGUGUGCAAGCUCUCGGAGCUGGACCGCCAGGCCGACUCGCCCACGUCUGUCACCAUCAAGUACGGCGACGUGCAGCUGGCAGUGUGGAACAUCCCUGGUCGCGGGUUACGAGCGUCCCAGAACAUGUGUCCCCACCGCCGCGCCUUUGUGUUGGCUGAUGGACUCGUCGGCGAGGACGACAAAGGACGCGAGUACGUGUCGUGUCCUCUACACAAGCGCAACUACCUGCUAGGCUCGGACCAGGAGAACGGGGGCGGUAGCUGCUCGGACGCGGACUACUCUAUCAUGACCUUUGAGGCCAAGGCGGACGAGGAGGGCGACACGAUCCUGCUCAAGCUCCCGCCAACGGAUGCGCUGGACGCGGUGCUCUCGACGGAGAAGUGGAUGCUACGCAAGGCCAAGGAGGAGGCGGAGAAGCUAGGGGCUGACGCCAAUGGGGUCGAGAUUGCUAAGCGGCUGCCGGCGGAUAAGAUGGAGGAGAAUCGUCACAAAGUGCAUGCCGAGAUGGGUCGCCAAGCGACUCCUCCACCGCCCGAGGCUGCGGCCAAAAGUAUGUGUGGUGGUGGCGCUGAUUUGGAUUGGUAG
This is a messenger RNA of Microdochium trichocladiopsis, 3375 nucleotides long. Its product is annotated as putative nitrite reductase. The coding region runs from base 1 to 3375 and encodes 1124 amino acids. NCBI's taxonomy places the organism in Eukaryota, Fungi, Ascomycota, Sordariomycetes, Xylariales, Microdochiaceae. The transcript has a single exon. Gene Ontology annotation, molecular function: nitrite reductase [NAD(P)H] activity; 2 iron, 2 sulfur cluster binding; flavin adenine dinucleotide binding. The record is from RefSeq and is a predicted model, not a curated record.